AUGUAUCAAUCACCGGUAUCAACACAUGGAUUUAAUCACCAAUCAUUCUAUCGUCAACCAGUAUCAAAUCUAAGGCAGAUUAAUGAAAUCGUCUGGAAUCGCACUAACGAAGUACAACAAUCACAUACAAUUCCUCAACGUGCUAAUAUGGAUAAACAUAUAUACUCAUCGUUGGAAGAAGCAAUGAAACAUCAAAGUGAAUUGAGAAAAGAACCAAAAUUUAAAAAUGAUAAUCUUUCUCGAGAAUCAAAUAGGACUGCGACAGUUAUGUCUAAUCAAGUUCCAAAUCGAACAUUAGCUCGACAAGCAAGUUUAGGCGCAUUGCCUACUAUUGAAGAUAUAUUACCGCAGCCUGCAGCACCUCUAACGAAUUCACGUUCAAUUGGUACGAUACAUGAUUAUAUUCAAAGAGAACGAAAAGCUCAUACAGUGGCUCCUCUAACUAAAAUAUCAGGACCGAAUUAUGCACAAAAAACAAGUAUGUUCGCUAGUACUCUCGCUCCAAGUGACGCUCAAACUAUGAAGGCAAGUGGAUUGCCACAAUCACUGUCUGGUGCAGUUUUAAAUUCGUAUAGUCAACAAGCUGCUGUAGAGUUGGCUGACGUUGAUGAUACUAAUGUUGAAGAAGAUGAUGAUGACGACGCACCAAUCAUUGUCAAAGUGCGCUAUGAUCCAGAAGCUGGUGGUCCACCAUCGGAAGAUGCUAUUCGACAAGCUGUUGAUAAUCAAUUGCAACGAGACUCAGGACAGCGAAUGGCUAAUGAUCCAAUUAUUCUUAACUUUUUAAACGAGACUAUAAAUCCUCAGAUACUGCAGGCAGCAUUGAGAGUACCACCGCCAACGCAGGUGCAACCACAACAAGCAUUUAAUCUUCAAUCAACACUAUCUGGAACAACUCUCAAUCGGCCAAAUAUUCGCUUUCCAACACCGUUACAGCAACAACAAAGUCUACAAUCGAUACAGCGACAACACCUUCAGCAACAACAGCUGGUGCAGCAGUAUCAACAACUCGUGCAACAGCACCAACAACAACAUCAGCAGCAACAGCAACAGCAACUGCAACAGCAACAGCAACUGCAACAGCAACAGCAACAACAGCAACAGCAGCAACAACAACAACAACAACAACAACAGCCGCAGCAACCACAGCAGCCGCAGCAACCACAGCAUCAACAACAGUAUCAACAGCAGCAACAGCAUCCACAACAGCAACAGCAGUCGCAGCAACAUCAGCAGGCACAGAGACAACAGCAGAUACAGCAACAGCUGCAACAAUUGCAACAGCUACAGCUAUUGCAACAAAAACAGCAGCACUUAUUUCAAAGUCAACAGCAGCAACAAAAGCAGGCCCCGUCACCACAAACACAUCCACAAGCGGCACAAUCGAAGCUGCAACAACUAUCACAAGUGACACAACAAAAGCCGCAAACACCAAUACAACAAGUGAUACAACAAGCACAACAAAAACCGCAAACACCAAUACAACAAGUGAUGCAACAAGCACAACAAAAACCACAAACACCGGUACAGCAAGUAACACAAUUACAAAAACAAAGUCAACCACUUCAGCCACAGAAAAAACAACAACAGCAACAAACACUACAGUCUAAACCUCCACUGCCGCAACUACAGCAGCCCCAACAGGCUACGCAACAAACUCAGAAUAAAGAGCAGCAAUUGCAGCAAAAACAUCAAUUGCAACAAAAACAACAACUGCAACAAAAACAAACGCUACAGCCAUCGCAGCCGCAGCAACAGAAACAACAACAACAACAACAAAUUCAACAACAGCAAAAAGUGCAGCAACAAACGCAAGCUCUACAAAAGAAUCCUCAACAAACACAAGCUCAACUACAAAGACCUCACAAUCAAUUACCAAGUCAAAACAAGCCGCCAGUGGCAAACCAAAAACAACAACAAAAGCAACAUCAAACGCCGCUCCAGCAAAAACAUCAACAGCAAGUUCAACAACAUCAAAAACAACAGCUACAGCAGCUACAAUCCCAGCAAAAACAACAACAGCUGCAAUCACAGCAAAAACAACAGGAAAGUCAACAAAGCCAACAGCAAACUCAGCAACAGACUCAACAACAAAACCAACCGCUACCACAGAAGCCGCAGCCGCUGAAACUUCAGCCUUCGGUACCGCAGAAACCGCAGCAAAGACUACAACAAGAGUUUCUCUUACAGCAACAAAGACAAAAACAACAGCAGUUAGUGGAACAACAGUUGAAGCAACAGCAAGUGGUACAAGAACAACAAAAACAACAACAGUUAUUACUGGAACAGCAACAACGGCAGAAUAUCAAAGAGCAACUGUUGCAACAAGAACAACAACAAAUACACCAGCAACAACAGAAAUAUUGGCAACUGUUACAACAAAAACAACAACAAAUUGAACAACAACAGGCGCAACUACAACAAGAACAACAAAGAUAUCGGCAGUUGUUACAGCAACAGCAAAAUCAACAGAAGCAACAAGAACUACAACAGCAGCCAACACAGGAAAAAGUUACAAUGUCCGCAUAUUUACCGCCAGUGGCUCCACGUCCACCCAGAUCUCAGCCAACCAGCCGACCUAUUUCUAUGAAUCGUUCGCCUGAUAUGUUUAUACCAAAUAGUAAUAAUCGACUAGGACAUUCAGUUCCAUUGGCCCCAAUUCCGAUCAGAAAUAUUCAAGCAUCGGCUAUUACUAGACAUCGUUCGCCGAUUCGAAAUACAAGUGCGUCAUUAGCUAGUAGUCCUCUAUCAGCAGCACCUAAUUUGUACAAACAUCAGGCUCAUCGUUUCACUCCAAAUAGUUUUCUACCAAUUAACUUUGACUUGACUAAUGGCAGAUCACCAACAUCAAUCAACAGCAACAACAAUAAUUCUCUUCAUAUACCGGAGAAUCUCAUCCCGAGACCGCACACUGCGCCAUCGUUCACGGAAAUGUUUCGACCUGCAUCGGCAUUGGACAUACCUGAGUUAAGUGAAGUCAAUCUUCGUAACAUGCUCAACCAAAUCCCUAGUCUAAAUGGUUGUCAAUUUAGUAUUGAGUAUGCAGAACCAACAGACAUUCCAAUACCAUCGAAAUCGCCCGAUGCCGAGAAUAAAUAUCCCGAACCUGUCAUUGUUGAUCAACUACCCAAUGAUAUUAUUCAACAUGUCAGAAGCAGUGACAAUCUCGCAUUGAAAGCUGCCUUAGAUCUCAGUAUGCAAAUAGACGAAAAUCUACAAUUUGCCGGUCAAUCACAAGUCAACACAUCCAUGUUGAGUAAACAGUCAUCAACAGUCAUACGUCGGACAACACAAAUCAAUCAACAUGUUCAUCAAUCUCCUCGAUCGCCAUCGCGAGACUCGAGUAGUACUCUGGACACAUCUUCGUCCGAAAAAGAAAAUGAAAUCGAAGAAAUCGAAAUUGUUCCAAUAGACAUGCAGUAA
Adineta ricciae is the source of this 3423-nucleotide messenger RNA. Lineage: Eukaryota; Metazoa; Rotifera; Eurotatoria; Adinetida; Adinetidae. The record is from the annotation of a GenBank genome assembly.